Messenger RNA from Momordica charantia (bitter melon), 1241 nucleotides. Its product is annotated as putative aquaporin NIP-type. The record is from RefSeq and is a predicted model, not a curated record. Gene Ontology annotation, cellular component: membrane. NCBI's taxonomy places the organism in Eukaryota, Viridiplantae, Streptophyta, Magnoliopsida, Cucurbitales, Cucurbitaceae. Gene Ontology annotation, biological process: transmembrane transport. Gene Ontology annotation, molecular function: channel activity.
UUAAAAUUAACAAAGAGCAGAUCAACUAGUUAAACUAACAAACCCUCAAAAGAAGGCACAGAAGAAGUAGAACAACAGCAACAAAUCAAGAGCGAUUCAAGUUUCAAAGUGAAAAGAAAUCGUGUUCAAGGGUUCCGAUCGAAACUGUUGUUACUUCAGAGAAUACAUCGACAAUGGCGUCGAAGAUCGAUGGAGUCGAAGAGGAUAAAAUCUCACGGCUGGAAGAAGGUACGAUCGCCGUCCGCGUCGCCCGUCUCUGUCCCGCAUCUAUCGUCGCAUGCAUCCAAAAGUUUAUGGCGGAGGUGAUCGGAACUUACUUCGUGAUCUUCGCCGGAUGCGGAUCGGUGGCGGUGAACAAGAUCUACGGAGGAUCGGUGACUUUUCCGGGAAUAUGUGUGGUUUGGGGAUUGAUUGUUAUGGUUAUGAUUUACACAGUGGGACACAUCUCUGGAGCGCACUUCAACCCCUCAGUUACCAUCACACUCGCCAUUUUUCGUGGCUUCCCCUGGUGGCAGGUUCCAAUUUACAUAGUAGCUCAAGUAUCAGGGUCACUUCUUGCAAGCUGCACAUUGGAUCUAGUGUUUGAUGUGACCGUUGAAGCAUUCUACGGGACUGUGCCUGCUGGAUCUAAUGUUCAGUCGUUUGUUCUUGAAAUCAUCAUCACCUUCCUCUUGCUGUUUGUUGUUUUUGCCACCUCCAAUAACACCGGUGUAGGAGAAUUGGGUGGAGUUAUUGUUGGCAUGACCAUUCUCUUAAACGUUUUUGUUGCCGGGCCGAUUUCUGGAGCGUCAAUGAAUCCAGCGAGGACCCUUGGACCCGCGAUAGUGAGGCAUGAAUUCAGAGGACUAUGGGCUUACAUUGCGGGGCCGUUGAUCGGAGCACUCGCCGGAGGAUUCGUAUUUGACCUAGUGAAGCCAAUAGGGAGCUGACCAGAAGCAGCUCCUGCCUCACCGGCAGCCGGAAAACGUGACCACCGGCGGGCUCUUUGCCCUCAAUUUUGACUGCUAAAGCAAGAAAAUUAGCAUGCGAGCGAGAUCGUCAUUCAUUUGUAUUUUUAAUGUGAACUCGCGCAUCAUUUCUUGGGUUUUUUUUUCUUUCAUUUUUUCGUUUUUCUUUUUAUAUAAUUUUUUUGAUAUCUUCAGCCUUUUUUAGUCAAAGGGUUAGUACCUUUUUGCUGUUGAAUUUGAAUCCCUCCGAGAAAUUAAUUUAAUCAACGGUGACCUAGAGAUUUUUGUUGAAAA